Molecule: messenger RNA, 6635 nt
Organism: Pygocentrus nattereri (red-bellied piranha)
Lineage: Eukaryota; Metazoa; Chordata; Actinopteri; Characiformes; Serrasalmidae
Product: kinesin-like protein KIF3C
Exons: 11
Coding region: 193-2520 (775 amino acids)
Biological process (GO): microtubule-based movement
Molecular function (GO): microtubule motor activity; microtubule binding; ATP binding
Source: RefSeq, a predicted model, not a curated record
UCUCUCUCUCUCUCUCUCUCUCUCUCUCUCUCUCUCUCUCUCUCUCUCUCUCAGUCUCUCUCUCUCUCUCUCUCAGUCUCUCUCUCUCUCUCAGUCGGGCCAUGACGGCGACCGUGUCCUAUUCAUCCCUCCUCCUCCUCCUCCUCCUCUUCCUCCUCCGCUGAUUUGGUGAGACGGACGGAGAGCGCGAGGAUGUCGGUGAAGGCGAAGCAGGGCGAGGCGGUGAAGGUGGUGGUCCGCUGCCGCCCGCUGAGCCGCAGGGAGGAGGCGUGCGGCUACGACAGCAUCGUGUCGGUGGACGUGAAGCUGGGCCUGGUGGCGCUGCGGAACCCCGGCAGGGCGACCCCCGACGAGCCCCUCAAAACCUUCACGUUCGACGCGGCGUACGACGGAGCGUCCCGGCAGGGCGACGUGUACGAUGAGGCGGUGCGGCCGCUGGUCGACUCGGUGCUGCAGGGCUUCAACGGCACGGUGUUCGCCUACGGACAGACCGGCACCGGCAAGACCUACACCAUGCAGGGCCAGUGGAUGGAGGCCGAGCGCCGCGGCAUCAUCCCCCGCUCCUUCGAGCACAUCUUCACGCACAUCUCCCGCUCGCAGAACCAGCAGUACCUGGUCAGAGCGUCCUACCUGGAGAUCUACCAGGAGGAGGUCCGGGACCUGCUGGCCGAGUCCAAGGAACAGGGCAGGAAGCUGGAGCUGAAGGAGAGUCCGGAGUCGGGCAUAUACGUACGAGACCUCUCGUCCUUCGUCACCAAAAAUGUGAAGGAGAUCGAACAUGUGAUGAACGCGGGGAACCGGGCGCGCUCCGUGGGCUUCACCAACAUGAACGAGCACAGCUCCCGCUCACACGCCAUCUUCACCAUCACGGUGGAGUGCGGGCAGCCCGGGCCGGACGGACGUAGCCACAUCCGCGUGGGCAAGCUCAACCUGGUGGACCUGGCGGGCAGCGAGCGGCAGGCCAAGACAGGGGUCAGAGGGGAGCGCCUGAAGGAGGCCGCCAAGAUUAACCUGUCGCUCUCGGCUCUGGGCAACGUCAUCUCGGCGCUGGUGGACGGCCGCAGCUCCCACGUUCCUUACCGUGACUCCAAACUCACCAGGCUGCUCCGGGACUCUCUGGGCGGAAACGCUAAGACCAUCAUGGUGGCCACACUGGGGCCGGCCUCGUGCUGUUACGAGGAGACGCUAACCACGCUGCGCUAUGCCAGCCGGGCCAAGAACAUCAAGAACGUGCCGCGGGUCAACGAGGACCCUAAAGACGCCCUGCUGAGGGAGUUCCAGCAGGAGAUCGCCCGGCUCAAGGCACAGCUGGACCGACGUGGAAUGCUGACCGAAAGGAAGAGGAAGAGAAGGCUCAGGCAGCUGAAGAGCGAAGAUGGGGACGAGGUGGAGAACGAUGAGGAAGAUGAGGAUGAGGAUGACAAUGGUGAUGACGUUGCCGAAGAUGCUGAAGAUGACGACGAGGAAAGUAUGGAGAAGGAGGCGCAGGAGUACAUGAAGGAACAGCAGGAGAAUCUGGAGCGGGAGAAGGAGGCCAUCAUGGACGACUGCUCGCUGGUGACUGAGGAGAAGCAGAAGCUUCUGGAGGAGAAGGAGAAGAUGAUGGGAGACCUGAAGAAGGAGCAGGAGGCCACCGCGCUCCUCACCGCCAAGUUCAAGGCGAUGGAGAGCAAGCUUCUGGUUGGAGGAAAGAACAUCAUCGAUCACACCAACGAACAGCAGAAGAUGCUGGAGCAGAAAAGACAAGAGAUCGCCGAUCAGACGCGGAAGGAGCGCGAGAUGCAGCAGCAGAUGUUGGUCCAGGACGACGAGACGCUGGAGCUGAGAGAAACGUUCUCCUCCCUGCAGCAGGAAGUGGAGGCCAAGACUAAAAAACUAAAAAAGUAUAAAAAGCUGUAUGCUAAGCUGCAGGCAGUGAAGGCGGAGAUCCAGGACGUUAAUGAUGAGCACAUUAGAACCAGACAGGAGCUGGAACAGACGCAGAACGAGCUCACGAGAGAACUCAAGUUCAAGUACCUGAUCAUAGAGAACUUCAUUCCUCCAGAGGAGAAGAAUAAGAUCAUGAACCGGCUGGUGUUUGAUGCUGAGGAGGACCAGUGGAAGUUCCAACCUCUCGUCCCCGCUGAGAAUAAGUUCACCCAGAUGAAGAGGCGACCUGCCUCCGCAGUGGGCUACAAGCGACCGAUCAGCCAGUUCGCCAGGGUUGCCAUAGCGAUGGGAGCCCACUCCAGAUACAGGGCUGAGAACAUCAUGAUUUUGGAGCUGGACAUGACUCCGCCCACCCUGUUUCAAAUGGACUUCCCAAAGGCAAACUCAGAGGCGGAGCCAAGCCGAGACGUGCUAUUGGACAAUGCUUCAUACCGAGAGAAAACAGCGGCCAACCGGGUCAGGAAAUCACGGUCAUGGUGCCAAGCUCCUCGGCCCGUUUCCACCUCGAGCUCCGCCCUCUCUCUGGCGUCCUCAGGGUCCAACAGCCUGCCACACACCCACAGCACCGCCACGGCAACAGCCCAACAAUGAGACUCCAGGGAACUGCGCUCGUCGGAUGAGCGAGGGUCAGUCGUCCCGCGCCCACCCCCCCAACCCCCCUCCCCUUUUUGUUUGCAAAAUAAAACAGAAAAUUGGCGGAGAAGUUCGCUCAGUUGACCCGGUCAGGAGAGGACAGAACCUUCAGCCUGUUCUCCUCUGCUUCAAACCACUAGGAUAAGGAGCGCUCUAGGACAGAUUUAAGUACCACGCCCUUCAUUUUUAUCUCUUUUCUCCUCUUUAUCUUCACUUCUGUCAUGACCCUGCUGGGCUCUGAAUACCUGCCGUAGAUGGAUCGGUCAUCAUCGAUUCAUCCCUGCCUCUUCCAACAUCAGGGGUCCGUUUAAUUUAACUUAAGUUUUCUUUGCUGCCUUUUUUUUAAAAGCUUGACUACUGGACAACCUCAAUAUGUUUACUACUGAUGUGCUGGAAAAAAAGAAAACACUGUAGGUCCUAUCAGUGGUUUUCAGCUGGAAAACUGAAAGACCCUAGGAAAUAAUUCCGUAAGCACCCCGGUAAGGAUGGACAAUCUUCUUCUCUGGACAAACACUGAAGAGGAUUUCGCCGGAACCGAAGCGAACAGAGCUCUGCGACUGGCUGGCUAAAUCCCUGCCCACCGCUCACUCCUCUGUGUGGUCUACUGUAAAGAAAAGAGCACUAGACGAGAGACGGAGGGAUGGCGGACGAGCGCAGAAGCCGUUCUCUCGUUCUUAAAGCUCUGCCUGCAUGUUUUACUGUGUGUAUGUGUCCUAGUGAUUCGGUUCAGGGUGGUGGAAUGGGGUCUGGAUUCCAGUCGGCUGGAUCUGUGUUCUCGAAGUUCUGGAAGGGUUCUAGAAUGGCCAGUGAUGAGGGUGUGGCCUGUGCAUAGAAUUAAAACAGAUAGAAUAGUGGAGCGCAGUUGUUCGCCAGUUGACUUGCCUGUGCUCCACUGAUAGCAUGCUGCUAAAAAAAAAUCCCCUCCAACUUAAACGGCAAAUAUUCAAAAUACAUAAAUUAUUCACUGCUGUUUGUUUCGUUUCAUUACAUAAUGUCCAGUUUCCAGUUUGAAAUGCUGCUGACUUUGUCGUGGCUAAUUGAAACUAGGCAGGCUAGCCACAACAUUGAAUGUGCCACCAUGCUAAAGUUAGCUCGAUUACACAAUGGAAAUACGUGCCGCAGUAGUCCCCCAGAGUGAGAUUUUCCAGUUAAAAGUGAGAUUUUUGAGUUAGAAGUGAGAUUUUUGAGUUAAAAGCCUCGGAAAAUCCCCUUCUGAUGAUGUAUUUUGAAAGUGGGAGGAACCUCUGAAAAACUACAGUUGCUGUACAGAAAGCAGAAUGCUAACGCUAAGCUAACGCUGCUAGGAAACAGAAAAUCAUACUGCUGUUGCGUAGUUGCAGGACCUGUGUCCAAAACAGCAGCACAGCGGAGAGAAUUCCUUACUUAAACGACAGAAAUGUCCCGUCAGAUGAGAAGAAUAGAUGUGGUUGGUUAGUGUAGUGGUUAACACCUCUGCCUUCUACACUGUAGACUGGGGUUCAAUCCCUACCUGGGUAAACACCCUACACUACACCAAUAAGAGUCCUUGGGCAAGACUCCUAACACCCCCUUCACCUACCUGAUCAAAUUGUAAGUUGCUCUGGAUAAGAGUGUCAUAAAUGAGAACAAGCUACAAGCUGAAUUAACCACCUGGCUAUAUAGUUUACCUCAGUUUGGCUUCUUUUCUUAGGCUGAAAGGAGAAACAACUUUGUGCUGAAUUAAGCUACAACAGCAGAGGCAAGAGCUGCGCUAAAGCUAGCUCGACUGUAUUUAUCAGCUUACAGAUCAGCGGCUAGGCUAGCGGGCAGGUUGUACAACGUAUUUGCGUAAUGCACGGCGUGUAUUUUUAGCGAAGGAACAUUGAUGAGCUGGAAAUCGUGAAAACUGGGAAUUCCAUCAAUGCGUUGAGGCUAAGGGUUUCAUGCUACGCUACAGACGACCACAUAGCACGGCAAAUAGCAUAUUAAACCACAAUUUCUCGUUAGGUUGAAGGAGAUUUUUGCCAAGCUUUCCCUAAAGCUUUAAAAGUUGAGGUAAAGCAGAACGCAGUGGUGAACGGAGAAUGGGAUGGGUCAGUUUGUGGACAAUUAGCCACGAUCCCAAACAGCGCAAGCACCUACUAUGCAGUCAGAAAAGGUGAACUGGUUUGCCAGGGUGAAAAGAAGACGACGUUAUUGUUGAUCCCAGUAAGAAAUUACUGCCAUCUUUCCUCACAAGGCAGUUGUUUUAACAUCCCAGUUAGCCUGCUGAGCCAGUAUGUUAGCCAACCUGCUAAUGCAGUUAAAGUCGCAGUAAGAGAGUUUACAUUGAGGCCCACAGUUUGUGGACAAAAGGGCCCCCUAAAUGUCGGCUUAAAGUUAAAAUAGAAUUUAAGAUGUAGACAAAGACAUUCAGAGUGGUUCGUUGUGAAAUGUUCCACUUAAGAAAACCUUGCUGAGUCAUUUUUUACAGUGGUGGUGAUAGGAACCAGACGUCUGGAGUGCUGAAUGCCUCUAAGCUCCCUCACAGAAAGUUAACAUGUGAAAUGAUGCCGAAUGUCUAAAACAUUGCUUUACGAUAGUUUAGCAAUAAGAUACAUAAAGAUAUAUUUGUGAGGGAGAGGUGCAUGCAAGGAGCUGAGAGGCAAAAUAGUCCCCAAAGAAAAUUUACUUCUUCUGUUUUACCAUCAACGUUGCUUAGUAAGCAAAACAGCUACAUUUGUGUGGAAAACAUGGUGACCCCUGGUUCCUAUUACCACCACUGUAAAGCAAUCUUAAAUCAGUAAGUUUCUCUGCACUCUUAAUAAGGUGGUUCUUCAAGGGUUCUUUAGUAAAGGUAAUGGUUCUAUUUAGAACAGUGAGCUCCAUAUAGAUCCAUUUGCCUGCUUAAAGGGUUCUUUGCAUCAUGAAAUGAUUUUUUUUUCCCAAUUGAUGGAGAAUAUGCUGCAGAUGGUUCUAUGCAGAACCUCCUUGAAAUUGGUUCUAUAUAGCAUCAAAAAGAGAUAUAGAAGAGAAAUAGAAGAACACUUUCGGUGCAUGUACAACCCAUUCACCAACAUUCUGAAGAGCCAUGGUUCUUUGAAUUUUCAUGGUUCUACCCAUCGUAAAAAGAUGGUUUUCCAAGGGUUCUUUAGGAAAGAAAAUGGUUCUGUAUAGAACCACUGAAAGAACCCUUAGUGUCAUUAAAUUGCUUUUACACAGUGAAAUGGUUCUUCAGACUGAUAGAGAAUGUGUUGUAUAUGACUCUACAUGGACCCUUUUUGAAAAUGCUUCUAUAUAGAACCAAAAAGGGUUCUGCUAUUAUGAUAAAGUCAAGCUUGUAACAAUAGAAGAACCCUUUUUGGUGAUAUUUAGAACCAUAUAAAAAACAUUCCCCAUUAUACUGAAUAGCCGCGGAGAACCAUUCUUUGGAUUAUCAUGGUUUUCCAAGGUUUCUUUAGAUGGAACUCUUUUUAUAGAGGUUGUAUAUAGAACCAUAGACAGCACAUUCUCCAUCAACCUGGAGAGUGAUUUCACAAUGCAAAGAACCCUUGAAGCAUGCAAAUGGUUCUUUAAGUGUUCUUCAACUGCCUUUACUGAAGAACCACUGAAGAACCAUCUUUUUUAAGAGUGUACAGUGAACCGUUUCACAUCAAACCUCUUUAAAUGACUGUGUUAACAUCCCACCCACUGAAUUAUUACAUAAAAUUACUGAUGUUCCACUUUAAGCGCUUUGGUUUUCAGACUUUCAGGAGAAGUGUAGGAGGAUCUGUUCAACCCUUUUUAAUUCUAUGGUUCUAUGGAGGUUGCAGCUUCGCUUAGACCUUUUAAUUGCUGCUCAAAUUCAAAGUAAUGAGCCUGGUACCAUAAGACAACAUAGAGUAAGCCUACAAGACAAUGCUAUACACAUACAGACACACUUGAGCUUUGCUUUGACCCACCUAAUUAAAGUAGCCAUACGCUCCAGCCGACAGCCGCCUCCCUGACUGUGACCGUUUAGAUAGAUGACGUUUCGUUCUGCAUAAGGACUGUGAAUAUUUGCGUGUGUUUAAAUUGUGUGUUAUUGGCUAAAAGACUGUAAGAUAUCUCUGAAUUACUGAAUUAAAGGAAGAGCUCGCUGUUGAAAAUGGAGGAAA